Molecule: messenger RNA, 2532 nt
Organism: Acaulospora colombiana
Lineage: Eukaryota; Fungi; Glomeromycota; Glomeromycetes; Diversisporales; Acaulosporaceae
Source: the annotation of a GenBank genome assembly
AUGGUGAUACCAAAUGUAUCGGGAUAUCAAGUUUUUGUGCACAAUGAAACGCAACCAUUUCCGACAGCUCCCCGUAUAUGGCAACUUAUAUCCUAUGAUGAUGGGACGACAGUCGCUCGCGUAAUUCACAAAGAUCCCAAUGUCAAUAGUACCAACACCACCACAUUCAUAGACCAGAGGUUAUCCUUACGCAUCAUUUAUCCCAAUGGAACUGUAUCGGAAAUAGACAAAGAUCCGAACAUCCCAUCAUUUAACUAUGCAAUCACUUUAGCUACCCCGGAUGUUUUUGAUCCGAUAAAUAUACGAGUUCUACAAGUUGGCUACGUUCUUGUUACUUACUUCGACGCUUCUGAUGCAAAGAAUUAUUCUACUUAUGAAGAAUGGGGUUUGAUCAUGGGUUGGGAUGGAACCAUCCAUAGGUUGAGAUUCGGCUUCGCCUACACAAAUUCUGGUCUCUGGAAUCCAGAUGUGACGUCAGUAGUGACCAACAUUGAUCCGAAGAAAGGUUUUCUCAGGAUAUCAGGUAUCAGAGAAACCAAUAAUGUUGAAUGGCAACAAUACUUCAUGGAUAGCAACUUUCAACUCGACAUGAUGUCAUCAGGAGUUAUUGCAAACUCGCUCCUCGCUUUCGGAAGCAGUCAGGUCGAUGCGAUUGCUACUAUUGAUGAAGGUUACGCCAUAAUCAUUGCCAACUCCACAUCCGUCCUGACCAGACCUGUUAAUCCCUUGUCUGUUCGAUCAGGAGUGUAUGCCUUUACCAAAGCAUUCGACGAUCAACAAUUUGGCUCUACCUUAUUACUAUACCAGUCUCCUGUAGAAGGUUUAAAUUUCACCUCACUAAAAUGCGAUGUCUCCUGGGUUGGCAUCGGAGAACUUUGUUCAAUUACCCUCCAACAAACAGAUUCUUUAUCACUGCUUAAUAAUUAUACCACCUUUUAUAUAAAACUCACUUUUCUGUCGUCCGGAUCUGUCACCGGCUUCACUCCAAUCUCCCGACAAUUACCUCAUUCUACCAACAUCACAGUACUCGAGUGGCAAGUGAGAACGCUGCCCUAUGGAGGUUACCUGCUAUAUUCAUACACUCAACUGCCGUCAGAGCUGAAAAUUUACGGUUAUGUUUAUGAUGAUGUCUCUGUCAACCCCACAAAUUGGGAACUGUCGGAACCUAUGCUCACGAAUUUACGUGGGACCUUCACAGUGUUGCCAAACAAUACCAUGUUACUUUCCCAACCCGAGUCGAUUAAUUCCUGGUCUUUGAUCAACACCGAUCUUCCCAAGUUCGCAGCGUCUAGGGAUCAUGGGUAUUUCAAUGUUCAAGUGAAUUCCACGAAUCCCGCAAUCUCUUCAACGAUUUCAACUUCGACAAAUAAUAUCACCAUUUCGUUCUUUGAUCCUGUGAUUCUUUCCGUCGGAAAUAUUUCAAUUUAUCAAGUAGAUGCCAAUCGUAAUACCGAUAAUCUUCGGCAAAUUGUUUCUGGAACCCUGAGCUCUGACUUUUGUUCUAUUUCCGGUGACGGAUUAACAGUGACCGUCAAAACUAUCGACAGUACCUUCAGCAGACCCGGUGUUCAAUAUUUCGUUCAAGUAGACAACAAUUUUGUGCAAGACAAAGCUUAUAAGGAGCCCCUGAUGGGCAUUCGUGCGAACGUUUGGAAUUUUAACACGGGCACGGCAUACUUCGAUGGCCUCGACGACAAUGGUAAAAGUCGAUUCUUUUCGAAUCUCCUAACAGAAUUGUCCAACAUUCUUCCCGUCUCUCUCGAUCGCCUAAGCUCAAAUGAGAAAACCCAGGUCGAUUCUUCAAUUAGCCCAGGCACACAGAUACUCAUCUCCCUCAACAUCGAAUCAACCAGAGACGAAAGGGAAAGAAACGUGCCAGCCAUUGUGAAGGAUUUAAAUACAAUGGUUGUAAACAAAGCCGUCACCCCAAUUGGAUUGAAUCCGACCACCCGAUAUUUGGACGAUACCUACGGAUUCUCGCCAACGGUAAACUUAUGGGAAAAAUACAGAAUGCAAUUGUUAAUAAUUUUUUUGACAAUUGUUCUUCUCGUCGUUCUCUUUGUCUUGGCACAAAGAAGGGAGAGAAAGGGUCGUAACAUUGCCAUCUUACAACUUGGGGUUAUCCUCUUCGAUUUGUUUAUGGAUAUCCUUUUCGUCAGUAACAAUGGGGAGGAUGUGAAGUCACUUUAUGUCCCAAGUGUAAUAUUCUUGACUGUUCCUAUUGGCCUCAACACUAUUUGGGCCUUUUUGAUUAUUAUGGACGAAAAUACACGACCCGAAUUCUUUAAAUGGUUUUCACGACACGGGAAAGUAGCAUCGAUAUUUACCGUGUUGUCGGGUGCGGAUAUUGAGGCGCUGACUGUCCUUUAUUCGAGUCUUGCCGGUUUCCCAUUCUUCAACGCGCCAUUUUCGGAAACGGCAAAAACUAGAAUUUUCUGGGCCGCGUGCCUAAACAUUUUCACCGAAGACAUACCGCAGAUGGUCAUACAAGUGAGAGGAAUCCAUGCGAUUUUCUCGAUAACAUUAAAGUAA